Messenger RNA from Aureobasidium subglaciale EXF-2481, 1851 nucleotides. RefSeq lists its product as uncharacterized. Gene Ontology annotation, biological process: maturation of SSU-rRNA. The coding region runs from base 48 to 1745 and encodes 565 amino acids. The record is from RefSeq and is a predicted model, not a curated record. The transcript has a single exon. Lineage: Eukaryota; Fungi; Ascomycota; Dothideomycetes; Dothideales; Saccotheciaceae. Gene Ontology annotation, molecular function: ATP binding; protein serine/threonine kinase activity. Gene Ontology annotation, cellular component: cytosol; preribosome, small subunit precursor.
CGAUUGUGAGACUCUAUUUGUACGGAACAAUUCGAAACAGUCAAGUCAUGUCGUCAAACGAAUCGCCCGCAGCGGCGCUAGAGCCUACGCAUACCUUUGCGCCAAACCAAGGAUACGACUAUGCCAACAAUGAGCAGGAACAAGCUGGUGGCGUGCUGUUGGAAGAAGGGAUCGACAAUGAACAAGACGACUACUACGACGACUUGUUCGAGGACAGCGCCGACGAAGUCAACGACUCGGAAAUUACCUCGUCCAAUCCAGCAGACUUCACCAAAUCAUACAACCGCCAACGACGCGCAAACGACGAUCAAGUCUCAUCGACUCAAAAGCCAAAAACCAACCCUGCUGGCCACAAGCCCACUGCAAACACACGGUCAAGCGUCGACGACCAAGUCCAGAGUCUGGCCCAGCAUGCAUCCAAGCUUCGUCUGUCCAAUCUCGAGGCUGGAUUCGGCGGCGGCAAGCAAGAAAGAGGAGGUGGUGGCAAGGACAAGAGCGAUCGCGCCACCAGCGAACAAGUCCUGGAUCCUAGAACCCGCAUGAUCCUCCUGCAACUCUUGAAUAAGAACGUCGUUUCCGAGAUCAAUGGUGUCCUGUCGACCGGCAAGGAAGCCAAUGUCUACCACGCCGCACUUGUCCCCGAGUCCCAGGAUGACUCUGAAGGUGCCGCUGCCCCUUUACACAGAGCCAUCAAGGUAUACAAGACGAGUAUCCUGGUCUUCAAGGACCGCGACAAGUAUGUCACUGGCGACUUCAGAUUCCGUGGCGGCUACAACAAGAGUGACAACCGCGCCAUGGUCAAGGUUUGGGCCGAGAAGGAAUUCAGAAACUUGCGCAUCUUGCAUGCUGCCGGCAUCCCUUGUCCCGACCCUCUGUACCUCCGCCAACAUGUCAUGGUCAUGAGCUUCCUCGGCAACAAGAAGGGUUGGCCUGCACCUCGCCUGAGAGACGUUGAUUUCCAACUACCUACCGAAGAAGAGAACGCCGCCAAGUGGCGUGAGAUGUAUAUUCAACUGCUCGGAUACAUGCGUGUCAUGUACCAGACCUGUCACCUGGUUCAUGGCGAUUUGAGCGAGUACAAUUUGAUGUAUCAUCAAAGUCGCAUUUUCGUCAUUGAUGUCAGUCAAAGUGUUGAGCACGACCACCCCCGUUCUCUGGAGUUCUUGCGUAUGGACAUCAAGAACAUCAGCGACUUCUUCGCCCGCAAAGGCAUCGACUGUCUGCCGGAGAGAGCCAUCUUCGGUUUCAUCACUUCUGAGCAAGGUGGUGUUGAGACCUCUCAGAUGGAAGACCUCAUCGCCAAGAUGUACGAGACUAGAGAGCAAGAGGGCAACCAAGAUGAUGAGGAUGUCGACAACCAAGUUUUCAGACAGCAAUACAUUCCCCAAACACUGGAGCAAGUUUACGAUGUUGAGCGUGACGCUGCAAGAGUACAGAAGGGAGAGGGAGACGACCUCGUCUACAAAGCUCUUCUCGCAAACAAAACCGCCAAUGGCGAGGACCACGAGAACGAAAGCGACGCGGAAGGUUCAGAAAGCGAAGAGUACGAUUCAGAGGAUCCCGACCGACCGCGCAGAAAGCGUAACGAAGGUGAGAGGCCUAGAGGUAAGCGCUUCGAGGACAAAGACACGAAAAAGGAGCACAAGAAGGCUGUCAAGGAGGAGAAGCGCGAGAAGAGAAAAGAGAAGAUGCCCAAGCACAUGAAGAAGAAGCUCAUUAGCGGCUCUUCUCGCGGCAAGCACUAGACGAUCUGACCCUUUUUAGCGUUCUUUACAAGCCAAAUGAUACCACUUUACGACUUGCAACAAUCUCUGAACUCCUGCUUUUGGUAUCUGCCGUAUAUGAAAUUCG